Amaranthus tricolor (Joseph's coat) is the source of this 504-nucleotide messenger RNA. RefSeq lists its product as uncharacterized. Bases 1 to 504 code for a protein of 167 amino acids. The record is from RefSeq and is a predicted model, not a curated record. The transcript is spliced from 2 exons. NCBI's taxonomy places the organism in Eukaryota, Viridiplantae, Streptophyta, Magnoliopsida, Caryophyllales, Amaranthaceae.
AUGGUUGCAACCUUGUCAAACAAAAUCAAGACGUCGGGCUACCUAAGUAUAUCAGAUGAUGAAAAUCAGAUGUGGGAGACCAUGGCAGAAACCAUUCGAACGGUGUACAAAGAAUCGUGGUGGUGGAACGAAGAAGUGCAAAAGAAGAUAAAGGACAAAAACAGGAGAUUCAAGGAGCUCAUGGCUUGCACGGAGGUGGAGGAUAGGACACUUAAGAAGGAAAUGUAUAAAGAAAAAAAACGGGCGGCAAAGAAAGUAGUAGCGGAGGCAAUAAAUCUUGUGUUUGAAGACUUUUAUCAAAAGCUUGAUACCAGAGAGGGGGAGAAGUAUAUUUUUAAGUUGGCAAAAGCAAGAUCUAGGCAGAAGAAGGACUUAGGGACAAUGAAGUUCAUUAAGGAUGAAGGUGGACAAGUACUCCUUAGACAAGAAGACAUCAAAUUGAGAUGGCAUCAAUAUUUUGCCCAACUUCUCAAUGAGAUUAGUGGUCUAAAGGAGGAAAUCUGA